Molecule: messenger RNA, 1713 nt
Organism: Peromyscus californicus insignis
Lineage: Eukaryota; Metazoa; Chordata; Mammalia; Rodentia; Cricetidae
Product: olfactory receptor 13
Exons: 1
Coding region: 1-933 (310 amino acids)
Biological process (GO): G protein-coupled receptor signaling pathway
Cellular component (GO): membrane
Molecular function (GO): G protein-coupled receptor activity; olfactory receptor activity
Source: RefSeq, a predicted model, not a curated record
AUGGGAAACAAUAUGACAUUGAUCACAGAGUUCAUCCUCCUGGGAUUUCCGCUCAGCCCAAGGAUGCAGAUGUUCCUCUUUGCCCUCUUCUCCCUGUUCUAUGCCUUCACCCUGCUGGGGAAUGGGACCAUCGUGGGCCUUAUCUGCCUGGACUCCAGACUCCACACUCCCAUGUACUUCUUCCUGUCCCACCUGGCCAUCGUUGACAUUGCCUGUGCCUGCAGCACAGUGCCCCAGAUGCUGGUGAACCUUCUAGAUCCAGCCAAGCCCAUCUCCUUUGCUGGCUGCAUAACGCAGACAUUUCUUUUUUUGACAUUUGCUAUCACAGAAUGUCUACUCCUAGUGGUGAUGUCCUAUGAUCGGUAUAUGGCCAUCUGCCACCCCCUCCGAUACUCUACCAUCAUGAGCUGGAAGGUCUGCAGCAUUAUGGCUGUGACUUCCUGGAUCAUUGGGGUUCUCCUGUCCUUGGUUCAUCUAGUGUUACUUCUACCUUUACCCUUCUGUGUGUCUCAGAAAGUGAAUCACUUUUUCUGUGAAAUCACAGCUAUUCUCAAACUUGCCUGUGCAGACACACACCUCAAUGAGACCAUGGUCCUGGCUGGGGCUGUGUCUGUGCUUGUGGGACCAUUCUCCUCAAUCGUGGUCUCUUAUGCCUGUAUCCUUGGUGCUAUCCUGAGGAUCCAGUCAGGGGAGGGUCAACGGAAAGCCUUUUCCACCUGCUCCUCCCACCUCUGUGUGGUCGGAUUAUUUUAUGGAACGGCCAUUGUCAUGUACGUUGGACCCAGACACGGGAACCCGAAGGAGCAGAAGAAAUAUCUCCAACUGUUUCACAGCCUUUUUAAUCCCAUGCUCAACCCCCUAAUUUAUAGUCUCAGGAACUCUGAUGUGAAGAACACUUUGAAGAGAGUUCUGAAGAUGCAGAGAGUUUUCUGACAAGUUUACAGCAUCAUGUUUAACCACUGACAGAAGAAAUGAUCCUCUCAAGAGAGUCCUAACCAUCCAGAGCAUAUGCAUAAUCUUUAUUUAGCAUUGAGCUGUCUCACGCCCUCCAUUUGGAUGACUGACUCAGUAGUUGUGGGAGGGAUUCUACAAAUCUAUAAUUUCAAAUGCUGACAAUAACAGAUUGUGGUGCAGUCACUCCCAGUCACAACCAAGAUUUCAAACCCACCAUUCCAAAAAAGAAGGAGACCCUGCUAGUCAUGAUGCAGUGUUCUGUCUCCCCAAAAUCCUCUCUUUUCAAACCUUCCAGAGGACUUCAAAAUGCCUUCUGUUGUAACACAAAUCUUAAAAGGUCUUAUUAAUAAAAAAAAAACUCAGAGCCAGAUAUUGGAGCAAAAGCUGAAAUAUCAGAAACAGAGCAAGCCAGCCAGUAGUUGUUACCUCUACGAAAUCCUCUGUCUAAAGAGCCUCUGAGUCCUCACCCCUGAGGGUCUCAGUUGAACUGCUGCUUAGUUCCUGUCUCCUCAUGCCUUAUAUGCCAUUCUCCACCAGCCAUGUCACUUCCUGGGAUUAAAGGUGUGUGUGCUUUCUAAGCAAAGACAUGAAAUCUCAAGGGCUGGGGUUAAAGGCAUGUGCCACCACUGCCUGACUCUGUUCCCAGUGUAGCCUUGAACUCACAGAGAUCCAGAUGGAUCUCUGCCUCCCAAGUGAUAGGAUUAAGGGUGUGUGCCACCACUGGUUGGCCUCUAUGUCUAAUCUAGUGACUGGCUCUGU